AUGUACGAUCAUCUUAGCCCAACUAUUAAUUACAGCAUAAGGGCAGUCCGUCGCUCCCUCAAUCCUCGCUACUGGUCCUCAUCAGUGGAAUGCGAUGACCAGGGCAGGGCCUCCACGGCGACGCAACAAAGCAACUACACUCAGGCAGACGUGGUCACCGAUAUUUACUAUUUAAUGUUCGAAAAGAUUAAAUCCACGACUGAGAAGAAGAUAGAGAACUGUCCUGAACUGCCUUCUGGCUUAGGUCCUGAACUAGAAGAUCGAUCGAUUAUCGCGAAGAAUUUGGAAUACUUUGAAACGAAGUCCAGCGAAGUGAAACCUGGUGGGAUUUACCGUCCGACGACUUGCAAGCCUCUUCAUAGUGUUGCCAUUAUUAUAGCUUACAGAGGCUGCAAAAACUACAUCUCGACUUUCCUGAAUAUUAUGCACCCGUUUUUAAUAAAACAGCAGUUGGACUAUCAGAUCUUCGUGGUCGAACAAAGCAACAAGACCCAACCUUACAACCGUGGUAAGCUACUAAACGUGGGCUUCGCGGAGGCCACGCGAUCCCGCAAGGAUGGCUUCAGCUGCAUCAUUCUGCAUGAGCCCCACAUCGUGCCCAUGGACUCCAGGAACUUGUACCGGUGUAGCUGGUACCCGAGGCAGCUCGCUACGUCUGUUGAGAGACCUUUGAAGUAUGUAUCUUUUUGA
Messenger RNA from Helicoverpa zea (corn earworm), 690 nucleotides. RefSeq names its product beta-1,4-galactosyltransferase 1-like. Gene Ontology annotation, molecular function: glycosyltransferase activity. The coding region runs from base 1 to 690 and encodes 229 amino acids. The transcript is spliced from 4 exons. The record is from RefSeq and is a predicted model, not a curated record. Gene Ontology annotation, biological process: carbohydrate metabolic process. NCBI's taxonomy places the organism in Eukaryota, Metazoa, Arthropoda, Insecta, Lepidoptera, Noctuidae.